Trichomonas vaginalis G3 is the source of this 708-nucleotide messenger RNA. RefSeq names its product keratin-associated protein family. The record is from RefSeq and is a predicted model, not a curated record. Lineage: Eukaryota; Parabasalia; Trichomonadida; Trichomonadidae. The annotation marks the transcript as partial. The transcript has a single exon.
AUGAACAAAGUUUUGAAAUCUCAUAAACACAAUAUCUCCGAUAUAAAUGAACUUCAAGCUACAUUAAAUAGUAAAGCGGACAAGAACCAUGUUCAUUAUAUAACUUCAGACGAACAGAUUAUAACGGACUACCAUGGAUAUUUAACACGAAGUGAUGAAGCGAAGACAAAAAAUGUUAAUGAAAGAAGAUAUAAAUACAUUCGUGCUAAAGGUUAUGACAUAAGCUGUACUGUACAGUAUGAUGUAGCUAAAGCACCAGAAGCAUUUGGUUAUACCGGUGAAAUUUAUGCCUCUACUUUCAAUGUUAACGGUGUAUUAGUUGAACCAAGAUUUACUUUGAGAGUUAAGGCAAAAAUAACGUUUGAAGAUGCUAUUAAAAGUAAAGCUGACAAAGUUGAACUCGAAGCAAUGAACAAAGUUUUGAAAUCUCAUAAACACAACAUCUCCGAUAUAAAUGAACUUCAAGCUACAUUAGACAGUAAAGCUGACAAGAACCAUACACAUAAAUCCUUCACUACUGUUAGAGCAGACGACAUAAUAUUGAACUUUGACCUUGGUUCAAGUGCACCAUUAGAAAAUCCAAGUACAAGCGUAAAAGAUACUCUUAACAGUUUAGAUAAGAGUUGCAGGAACAUUGAAAGUCAUGCCAGAAACUUUGAAGCAUAUGAACUACCAACAAUGUUAGAUAAGAAAGCAGAUAAAACUUAU